Molecule: messenger RNA, 4252 nt
Organism: Bactrocera neohumeralis
Lineage: Eukaryota; Metazoa; Arthropoda; Insecta; Diptera; Tephritidae
Gene: Drep4
Product: DNA fragmentation factor subunit beta
Exons: 5
Coding region: 243-1628 (461 amino acids)
Biological process (GO): apoptotic process; apoptotic DNA fragmentation
Cellular component (GO): cytoplasm; nucleus
Molecular function (GO): DNA endonuclease activity
Source: RefSeq, a predicted model, not a curated record
ACAUUUUUUCAUCGAAAGAGAGUGCAGGCGCAGUGGAUGCAACAAUUUUCCUUUGUGAUAUUUCUACAAUUUGACGUUUUUCAUUCUUCCUGGCAUACACAACGGCCUACUCCAUUGCAAGUCAAAAAAAGCGCACAUUCAGUGGAGCAGCUUAGAGAAAAAGUCAAUUUGUUUGUGUCAUUGGUAUUCGUGGAGUGCAGUAAAAACGUUUUUGGCAAGCGCCAAGUAAGGAAGUUGCAAGUAUGCUGAAUUUUUUCAAAGACGUAAUGGCUCCUACAACGCGUAGCGUAAAAUCUGAAGACAAUAAGGAUGGCGGUGUCUGUGGUAAAAUUGGAAUCAGUGAAAAAUGUGCCCAGCAAACUACAGCACCUCCACCAAUUAAAGGCUACAAAAUAACAGACAACGAACGUUCUAAAAAAUACGGCAUUGGCGCUAAUUCACUACAAAUGCUAAAGGAUAAGGCGAAACUAAAGUUCCCUGUUAAAGACUUACGGUUGUAUAUUUCUACUGAUGGCUUUGAAGUAUCUGAUGAUGAUUACUUUCAAACAUUGGCGCCUCAAACACUUUUCAUUGUGGCUGGGCCGGAUGAGAUUAUAACAACAGAUGCCGACUUUGAAUUCGAAAAACUGCGCCAAAACUCACCCUUACUCCGUGUUGCCGAUAUCAUUUAUGAAUUCAUUGAACAAAAUCCCGAACAAUUUCGCAAAAUGAUAACGGAUUAUGAAAAUCGCAAGAUUUGUCGUCAACAAGCGCUCGAUAGCAACAAACAGGCAUACCAAAGCAAAACCGAACUUAGUUUGCGCACACAGCACAGCGAGUGGUUUGAGGGACAAGAGGAACGUUGCCAUUCCAAGGAAGAAGCCAUGGCACGUCGUGCACAAGAUCGCAUGCGUAGCUAUUACUACAAAACGAAGGAGGAACUGACACGCAAUAAACUGUAUCGCCAAAAUCUAAAAGCCCGUCACAUAAUCGAUGCUGUGCUGGAGCAAUUCCGCUAUCUGCUAAUCGGUUGUGAUUACUUUUCCAUGUUAUUCGAUCGCAAGUGUCCGAAAAAACAUGCAAUUCUGCAACAACAACUCGACGAUGAAACAGAUGCCAGCGCAAUGCUGCCAAAUAAACGACUGCGUCAGGUCAUCAAAGAGUAUACGGCACGCCAUAAAAUACUGGACGAAUGGUCGGUAUCGCUUUGCACUGAGCUGGGCGAUUUCUACUGUCAAGGCAGCUACUCGGAUAACGGCAAUUGUUGCGCGCUCAAACACACCAUCAAUCCGUACGCAUCGCGUGAGAAUUUAAUACUCUUCCAGGUGUGGAAUUUAGAUCAUCAAAUCGAGUUGUCGCGUUCCAUAUUACCCGCAUUAAUUGAGAAUGUGCGCGAGCUGGUUGAGCACCCGCAACGCAAAUGCACGCUGCAUAAUAAGCGCGUUAUUGACAUUUCUGUGUUGGAAUACUUUUUGGAAAUAUUCUCUUUGAAAAAUCUAAAACUGGUGCAUAUCGUCUGUCAUGAUAAAACGCAGCGCACAAACAAGUCCAAUGGACGCCUGGUGUGUGCACAAUGUCAUGAGUACAAAAUCGUGCAGGAAUUAAUGGGUGUGCGCAAUCAGGAGGAUGAAGUGGAUGCAACGAGUUAAAGUAUUUCGUGCGUGUGAUUGGUAGAAGUCAAGAAAUUGCAGAUUUAUCACAUCAGGAACCACAAUAUACAUACAUAAAUUAUGAAACACAUGGGAGGAGUGACCUAAUCGAAAGCAUCGCUUAAAAAACAAAUAAACUGGACUAUACUUAAGUGCAAAAAUGCCGCACUUCUCUCUAAUAACGUAAAAAUAAUAAAAAAGAAAUAUAAAUAAAUAUGUAAAUAUUGCUUGCGCUCUUUGGCAAGUUACUAAAGAUUUAAGGCAAAUCAAAAAUACAAAAAAAAAAUAAUUAAUAAUUAAAAAUAUAUACUACUGUACUACAGCAUACAAUAUUCAUAUGUACAAAUAUAUACAAAAAAAAAUAAAGUAUACUACAUAUUCAUAUAUCUCAAAGAAAUCUAAAAGUCUACCAUAAGAUAAAUACUAAACUGAAUAAUAUAUUUACAAUAUUAAUGGAAUAAACUGCUAAAAGUAUUUACAAAUAUCCGAACCAUAUUACCAGCUGCAGUUAACAAAAAAACGUAACUUUAAGCAUUGAUCUCUAAUACAACUGGAAAUAUGUACAUAUAUACUAUAAAUAUAUAAAUUACUAAAAGCUAUACACAUAUAUACAAAUAUCUUACAAUAAAAAUAUAAAAAUAUGCUGAAAUGUAGCUUGUUGCGUAAUUGAUGGCUUUAUAGCUUUUAAAAGACAUUACAAAAGUAUUACAAAUACUAUAAAAUUAAAAAGAAAAAGUUGUUGUUGCUUUAGAAAUGCUAUAUACUAUAUAUUGUUGCUAUGUAGUUGCCAUAUUCUACUAUGUAGUAGUGUUGUUGUUAUAGUUGUAGUUAUAGUUGAGACUUUGUAGAGUUGCUGUCAAUAAUAUGCUUUAGCAAGCAAAGUUACAUACAUACAUAUAGCUAACUAUAAAAGCAAUAAUUUAGCAAAAUAUGAAAAAACACUAUUAACCGUUAAAAAUUAUUGGAAGAAACCAAGCGUUAUGCGGGCUGGUCCUGUUAAGCAAACGUUUAUAAAGAAAGUAAAAAUUAUAAACCUAAAAAUUCGAACAUAACCUAAAAUUUUUUCGAAGCAAUAUUUAUAUUACGCAAAAAUUAAGCUUAAAAUGGAGACAAUUUAAGUCAUAAAGUGUCUGAAAUUUAUGAAUUUACAUUCGACAUUGACAAUUAAUAACAUUUCUAUACAGAUUAAAAGAUGUUUCAUAGUUUUUGUUGCCGAAAAAAUCUUAACUCUGAAAUACCCUAAAAAAUUUUCGAAAAUAAUUUUUUUUUUAAAUAUGCCAUAAAUGCCAAAUGAGCAACUGUAAUAUAUAUGGCCUAAAAUAUAAAUAGAAAUUAUUUUCCCUAAAAUCACAAACAUUUGCAUACUUUUAGGAGUAGUACUUUUAAAAAUUUGAUUUGUUGUAUGCGAAAACCGUAGACGUCACUCUAGUUAUUCGUAACCGAGUUGUUCCCGGACUGAACUGUCAACUCGACAGCAAAAAACCCGAAAAAAUCUUGCCGUUAUAAAUGAUAUGCAUAUAAAUCCCAAAAUCUUUACCGAAACAAUUUUAUUUCUGAAAUACCCUCAAAAAUAUUCGAACACAUUUUUUUUAGAAUAUCCAUAAAUGGCAAAUGUACAUGUAUAUUAGAAUUAUUUUCACUAAAUUCACAAACAUUUGCAUACUUUUAGGGGUAGUUCUAGUAUUCAAAAAACGUAGAUCUCACUCUGGGUCUUCAUAAGCAACAGCAUAAAACCCGAAAAAAUCUCCCACGAUGUUUUGUGCGGUUAUAAAUACUAACAUCUCAAUCCCAAAAGGCCCCGUGAGAAAUCUUUACCUUAAUAUAAUUUUAUAGAUAUGGAAUUAAAAAUAAAACAAAAAUAUUAAUUUUAUUUAAAAAAAAAUAAUAUUUCUUAUUUUUUAAUGCUUAUUAAUUCAAAAAAUAAUUUCUGAAAAAUAAAAAUGAAAAUAAUUUUUUUUAUUUUUUAUGUGAGAUUAAAAAAUAGUUUUGGAAAAAUAAAAAUGAAAAUUUUUGGAUCCAACAUCGGGAUUAAAAAAUAAUUUCUUUUUAAUUUUAAUCCAAAAUUUUUUAAUUAGAAAUCUCGCAAUCCUGCUCCUGCCUUUCUCAAUAUUAUAUAACAUUUUUUCGACAACUAAAAAAAUAUAUGUACGUAUUUGGAUUGGUUAACUAGACCCUAGACCUUUAGUUGCAACAGGUUUUCAGAUAUUACAUGACAACUGGUUUCUUAACGCAAAUACUUCGUCUUAAAAACGGUUUUUGAACUGGUUUCAAUACCUACAACAAUGUAUGUAUACUCAAAUGCCAAAAUCUCAUUAAAAAUGUGCGAAUUUUAAUGCUUUUCUUCAAGCAAAAAAUGGUUUUAUUCAUUGAAACUAAAGAAUAUUGUUAAUGAACCUUUCAAUGCCUUUACUAUCUAAGCAAAUUAAAUAACUAUAUUUAAUUAUAAAAUUUUAACUUUUUUGUAUGAUUUUGCAAGUAAUUAUUUUAAACAUAAUUCCAAUUUGUUUUUAAAUCUAUAAAAAAAAACUGGUUUGCUGCUCGAUACCUAAAAUUUAUUAAGAACUAUAUUCUAUAUAUGACGUGUAAACUAAAGUUAACAAUAAACUGGAAAAAUAACUGAACUG